AUGAAAGAAAAUACUUGUCUUAUUUGUAUUGAUGGUUGGGGUAUUUCCUCAGGAGAUGCUACUGGUGAUGCAAUUCUUAAUGCAGAUACACCUAUAAUGGAUAAAUUUAAGGCAGAAUAUCCUUAUACAACAUUAGAGGCUCAUGGUUUGGCUGUUGGGUUGCCUGACGGACUCAUGGGUAAUUCUGAAGUUGGUCAUUUGAAUAUUGGUGCAGGUCGUAUAGUUUAUCAGGAUAUUGUAAGAAUUGAUUUGGCUGCUAAAAAAAAAGAAUUUCUUAAAAUUGAAAAUAUUAGAAAAUCUUUUGAACAUGCCAAAGAAACAUCAAACAGAAUUCAUUUUCUUGGUUUAGUGUCUGAUGGAGGUGUCCACAGUCACAUCAAUCAUUUGACCUGCCUUUUGGAAUCUGCAAAAAGUAUAGGUAUUUGUGAUGCUUAUGUGCAUUUUUUUGGUGAUGGACGUGAUACCAAUCCUCGUUCAUCUGAUAAAUAUCUUGAACAGCUCCAGAAAGCUUUAGAUGAAAUUAAUUAUGGUAAAAUUGCUACCAUAACUGGAAGAUAUUAUGCUAUGGAUAGAGAUAAAAGAUGGGAAAGAAUUAAGCUUGCAGUUGAUGCUUUGACUCGAGGAAUUGGUGAAAAAACUGAUGAUCCUUUACAAGUUAUUCAUGAACGGUAUGGAAAAGAUGAAACUGAUGAGUUUUUAAAACCAAUAAUUGUUGAUAAAGAAGGACUUAUCAAAGAUAAUGAUACAUUGUUUUUUUUUAAUUUUCGAUCUGAUCGAAUGCGUCAAAUUGUUCAAACUUUUGGUAUUUCACCACCACCAUUUGAGAUUGAGAUUCCAAAAAAUCUACAUAUCAUAACUAUGACAAAAUAUAAAACAGAAUUUCCAUUUUCAGUGGCAUUUCCUCCACAAGUUAUGGAUAAUGUUUUAGCUGAAUGGCUUUCAAAGAAUAAGGUCCCUCAAUGUCAUGUUGCAGAGACUGAAAAAUAUGCACAUGUAACAUUUUUUUUUAAUGGGGGAGUGGAAAAACAAUUCGAACUUGAGCAUCGUGAUCUAAUUCAAUCACCAAAAGUAGCAACCUAUGAUCUCAAACCAGAAAUGUCAGCAUUGGAAGUUGCAGAAAAAGUUGUAGAAGAAAUAGCUUGUGGAAAGUUCCCUUUAGUUAUGUGCAAUUUUGCAAAUCCUGAUAUGGUGGGUCAUACAGGAAUUUAUGAGGCAGCAGUGAAAGCUGUUGAAACAACUGAUAAAGCUAUUGGUUUGAUAUAUGAAGCUUGCAAAAAAAAUAAUUAUAUACUUUUUGUUACAUCCGAUCAUGGUAAUGCUGAGCAAAUGAAAGGUGAAGGCGGUAAUCCUCAUACUGCUCAUACUUUUCCCUUUGUUAUGACAUCAAAGAAUCAUUCAUUCAUUGAAUCUGCAAAAGGUGCAUUGUGUGAUGUGGCUCCCACAAUUUUAGAUGUCAUGGGGUUAGAAAUACCAAAAGAAAUGACUGGCACAUCAUUAUUAAAAAAAUAG
Molecule: messenger RNA, 1509 nt
Organism: Entrophospora candida
Lineage: Eukaryota; Fungi; Glomeromycota; Glomeromycetes; Entrophosporales; Entrophosporaceae
Source: the annotation of a GenBank genome assembly